This is a messenger RNA of Blepharisma stoltei, 336 nucleotides long. The record is from the annotation of a GenBank genome assembly. NCBI's taxonomy places the organism in Eukaryota, Ciliophora, Heterotrichea, Heterotrichida, Blepharismidae.
AUGUCUAGAAAUCACACUUGCUCCCCAAUAUGUCCAAUUUGUUCUAAAACUGAAAAAACAAGAAAUAGGCUUUCAUACCACAUUCGGACAGAUCAUCCCAGAUGCUCAGAAUGCUCACAAAGAUUUCAUCGUCGAGAUGAAUAUUAUUUGCAUAAUUUAUUGAAGCACAUAGAAGAAAUUAUUAUUAAGAAUAAAUUACUAAAAGGAAGGAACACCCAAGAAAGACGAUGCUUAUUAUGUGGGCUUAAAUUUGCACAAAGGUGUUAUGCGCACUUGCAUAUACAAUGUGCUCAUCCAUUGCUUAAGCCAUUUUUCACAAACUUGAGAUUCACUUAA